Molecule: messenger RNA, 1736 nt
Organism: Boleophthalmus pectinirostris (great blue-spotted mudskipper)
Lineage: Eukaryota; Metazoa; Chordata; Actinopteri; Gobiiformes; Gobiidae
Product: GTPase IMAP family member 6-like
Exons: 5
Coding region: 51-1484 (477 amino acids)
Molecular function (GO): GTP binding
Source: RefSeq, a predicted model, not a curated record
GGCUAAACUGAAAGUAUGAGACAUAACUGUGGAUUCUCAGACGGUGCAGCAUGGCUCAGAUGCUCAGGCUGGUUCUUCUCGGGGGGAGCGCUGUGGGGAAGAGUUCCUCAGGGAACACUAUUCUGGGCCGGAGAGUCUUUGAGUCCAGACCUUCUCUGAGACCUGUGACCACUCUGGUCAGUGAGCACACUGAGCAGGUCCAUGGACUGCAGGUGUCUGUGCUGGACACACCUGGGAUCCUGAACCCCAACGCCCGACAGCUCAUCCAGCCUGUGUGUGAGGAGCACCUCCGCCGCCCCGGCUCUGUGUUCCUGGUGGUUCUGAAGGUGGGCAGGAUCUCCUCAGAGCAGAACCAGGCUCUGCAGAGGACGGUGGAGCUGCUGGGAGCCGAGGGUCUGAGACACAGUCUGCUGCUCUUCACCUACGGAGCAGAUUUAGAGGGGACGAGUCUGGAGGACUUCAUCUCUGAGGACAAUGAGAGUUCUCUGCCCGACAUCUUUAACAACAUGUUUGGACGGAGACAUCAUGUGUUUGACAACAAAGCCUGGGGCCCCGAGCAGGUCCAGACUCUCCUGCAGAAGAUCCAAACCCUUUCAAACAGGGAUGUUUCCUCCAGACAGGAGCUCCUGACCAAUCAGAGUGCUCCUUUGACACAUCCACCGACUUCAGAGACAGAACUCUGUCCUUUAAAGACUCUCUCUCACAGCGCCACCUUCUGCAUCAGGCUUGAGGAUGUUGAUCUUCACACAGACUUAAGGCUGGUGUUGCUGGGUCUGCCUGGAGCAGGGAAGAGCUCGUCUGGAAACACCAUCCUGGGGCAAAACAUGUUCAGGGCGAGUUGUGGGUUCAACACCGUGAGCACAGUUUCAGAGUGUAAGACUGUGACGGUGCAGGGGCGGAGGGUCACGGUGGUGGACACUCCAGGCUUCAGCGAUGAGGAGAAGAAACCAAAGAAACUGUUCAAAGAGAUCAUGGAGUCUGUGCUUCGUCUGACCGCUGGACCCCACGCCUUCAUCAUCGUGGUGCGUCUGGGCCGAGUGAACCUCAGAGACACCAAACUCCUGCAGCUCAUGCCCAAACUGUUUGAUGAAUGUGCCUCAAAGUUCACGAUGGUUUUGUUCACUCAUGGAGAUGACCUCAGAGGAGAGAACGUCCAAGAUCUGAUCAAUAACAAUGAAAAAAUGAAGACUAUGUUAGAAAAGUGUGACCAGCGCUACCACGUCUUCAACAACAAGAGCUUUGACCCUCAGCAGGUCCGACAUCUGUUCACCAUGAUUGACGACAUGGUCCAAGCGAGCGGAGAAGACCAAUGUAACUCUCAGAUCUUCAAACUGACAACAGCUGAAGAAAUAGAAAAGUUCUUUCAGGAGCUGUGGAGGAGGUGGGGUGCCCUUUUCUGUUGCAUCGCUCAAACAAACGAUGGUUCAGAUGAAGAACUGCAGCCAUUAACCGGAGAUUCAGACAAAAACACAGACGUCCAGUAACUCACAGAGUUUAUGUUCGUGUAAUGCUGCGUCGAGUCAGUGACAGAAUUAGAGUCAGUCAUGAUACUCGUUUGCUUUAUAUUUUGAUUAUUUGAAUCAUCAGGAACAGCUCUGUGUUUUCUGUCAGAUGAAGCUUUAGUUCUGUGUAGAAAAAUAGUUUCUGAAUAAAGUUUAAACAUUAAAGUUCAAGAAAAAACUGUAAAAUCCUGAAUCACUGUAAUCACCAAACACUGAAAUAAAACAGCCACAUCA